GCUCUUUUUCAAAAUUUGAAUCUGGCAGACGGAGAAAGCGUUUAGCGCUACAUUAGCUCAAUUAAGGAAACAAGCUGUGGACACGGACAUGUCGUGAUGUGAUGAUGGACAGCAUUUGAGAUGGUCACAGCAUCCUGGGUGCAUUCAUUUGAUAAGAGUUUUCAUUCUGACUGACAUGGGAAAGAUUUCUUGUAGACGACGAUCAAAAAGGAGACGAUCAAACUCCAUACAGAGAGAAAAUGACCAGCAAGGAGUCAUCUCCGAUAACGUGAAACAGGAGAGUGAGAUUUCUGAGCACAGCUUCUCUGAGCCGAGACACAAUGAAAAUGAAUCCGAUGUAUUUUCCAACUCACUGAGCCUGAACACUUCUGCUGUGGAUGGAAGUCAUGUUUUUUUUCCAGUUUUUUCCCAUAGUAACGUAGGACAAGUAACGAUCAACAGCACUUACGCAAUAAAUAACAAGUCACCUGAUACCAGGGAGAGAAAUCCAGAAUCUCAGGCUCAGGAUGGAUCCUCUGACGUUGACGCCUCUGCAACAACUAUUUUAAGGACUCCUAAAAAAUCCAAGAAGUUCAGGAGAAGUCGACGUUCUGCUGCCAGACGAUCUCUCACCCACUUCUGCGGACCACGUGACAUCGUGGGUGAGAUUACUGGAGCUCACGUCACCUCCGAGUAUCACUGCAGUGAUUGCAGAUUCAAAAUUCCUUCCUGGAAACCUUUAUGCUUUAACGUCAAGUGUCCCGGGUGCAAGAUGAGCUGGAAGUGCGAUAAAAUCCAGUGUACUUGCAAAGCUAAAAUAACCCUGGAGCUGCCCAGUGGGCAGACGCAGAGGGUCACGCUGGACGAUUCGCUAAUGCGCUCCAUUGUUAGGUUUAAAACACAGGGCUACUGCAAGACGGAGAGAAUCGAGACGAAGAUUCUGAAGAUUGGGAGCGUGAGAGUGGUGUAUAACGAUGGAGUCUUGAGGAGCGUGAGCAAGAUUUCGUCCAGCUCCAUGUCUCUCCGUGAUAUUCCAGACGCCUUCCCUAGUUUCUGAUUAGGGAUUCUGAAAUCUGGACUCCAGUAUGGUAAUAAAUGUGUAAAAUGUGUAAAAAAAAAAAAAAAAACCCAAAACAAACAAAUCAAUAAUUUCGAAAGUUACAUCAAUGUUUAUGUGUGGAAAGUUCCUCGUAUUCAGAGUGGGGUUACACACACGUUAAAGCCGAAUACCGGGUCUCUGUAGUUCACGCCUCUGUGGUUGACCAGGACCCUGUCGCCGGUCCACCGGUCCUUCCUUGGACCACUUUUGGUAGAUAUUAACUCGAGAAACACCCAUGUGUCCGCCGAUAAAGGCAAUUUUUCACGAUACCGAUAAAAACAUCCGGUGAUCAGGGCCAAUUAUAUCAUGUCAAUCAAACGAGGGCGGGAAAACAUACUGAUUUUGUGCUGUGUGUAAAGACGAUGUUGAUAGUGUGAUUAAGGUGUGUACAGGUCUGUAAUACACACCGAUAACGUGAUUAAAACAGGAAUACUCCACACAUCUUAAUUCCAUCUGUGCUUACUUUGAUUAUGACUUUAGUCUGAUUAAGGUCAUCACUGAUCUCUGUUUACAUGCUAGUUUCUUAAUCAGAGUAUUGUCUUAAUCAGGUUGAUAUCAGAGUAUCGUCGUCCGUGUAGACGUACUGACUGUUAUUCACUUCACCUGCCAGUGGUCUUAAUGUUAUGGCUGAUCAAUGUAUAUUUUAUCGUGAACUAUUGUGGUUACAUAAAACUGUCAGACUGUGCUACUGGACAUAAUACUGCUCCUAACUCGAGCCGAUAUCACGCAAGAAAACGCUCUUAAGUUUAACUCAGAUUAACGUCUAACUCAGACACACCUGUUUUCCUCAAUCUCCACCCAGCUUGCCUAACUCUUGCAUGAUUCCUGUAGAUAUGUAGUUGAUUUUUGCAAGUGAACUUUACUUCUCCUUCUUCAUCUUAUUUACUUUAGUGUUUUCGUUUGGUUGUGUUUGUUUCGUUUCUGUUUGUUCUUGUUUUAUUUGUCAUUUAUUUUUUUCGUCAUUAAAGUUCCGGUGUCUCAGGGUUGACCAACAGCAUAUUUGAUUGUUGAACAUCACCAGGUGCUGAAGUCAGUGUUCCAGUUUACCUCAAAGGUGUUCAGUGCGGUUGAGGUCAGGGCUCUGUGCAGGACACUCGAGUUCUUCAACUCCAUCCUUACAGGGGCAUUAUCGUGCUGGAACAGCUUUGGGCCACAGAAAGGAAAGAGGAAGGGAAAUCACACAAACGCAUUCUAUACAACUGUCUGCUUCCAUGUUUGUGGCAGGAGUUUAGGGAAGGACCACAUAUUGGUGUGAUGGUCAGGUGUGACCAUUUUUGACCAUACAAUGUAUAUGUAAACUUUUUCACGUGCCAUAAUAGAAAUAUUUUAUAUGCCUCAUUCAGUAAAAAAGAUGGUGCGUCUGAAA
Molecule: messenger RNA, 2444 nt
Organism: Ictalurus punctatus (channel catfish)
Lineage: Eukaryota; Metazoa; Chordata; Actinopteri; Siluriformes; Ictaluridae
Exons: 8
Coding region: 176-1036 (286 amino acids)
Source: RefSeq, a predicted model, not a curated record